Haliotis rufescens (red abalone) is the source of this 3046-nucleotide messenger RNA. Its product is annotated as BICD family-like cargo adapter 2. The transcript has 14 exons. The record is from RefSeq and is a predicted model, not a curated record. Lineage: Eukaryota; Metazoa; Mollusca; Gastropoda; Lepetellida; Haliotidae. Bases 202 to 2253 code for a protein of 683 amino acids.
CCUUCCGUACCCUUACGUCAUUUCCGGUUCACUUGCUGGCACUGGGAGAGAUGCACUGCACAUUAAUACAGCCUCAUUUGUGAAUCAACAACGCCAAAAUGCCAUCAACAUGCGCGUUGGUCAGGUAAUCCAUAUGAAAAUAUGAAAGAUAAGCAAAUUGCAUUGUAAGGACAGUGCCCACCCCAGCGCAAGGGGAGAGCCAUGUGUGCAUGCAAGCUAGACUUGUCUCCUUCGGGAUCCACUCCAGCACUCUGUGAACUUGAAGAUCUCCUAACUCUUGUGUCCAUGGCGUCCUACCAAGGGGAUUCCCCCAGUGAGGGCGACCUAUAUGCUCAGUUGGCUCAGAAAGAGCAAGACCUGAUCCUUGCAGCUGAGCUUGGGAAGGCUUUGCUGGACAAAAAUCUCGAACUCUCGACCAGGAAUGAACAGCUACUGGAAGAGUACUCCUCGAAGAUAGAGGAACUGGAGCAGGAACGGCAUGAGCUGCAUCUGCGUCUGGAGAAGAUCGAGGCAGAGUAUGAGAACACCGUGAAGGAGCUGCAGUAUGACAUCGGCUACCUGCGCCACGAGCUGCAGUCGAGCAAGCAGCAGGAGCAGACGGGUGACAGGGAGCGCUCACAGACCAUCCGCAGCCUCAAGCAGCAGAAUGAGAGACUCAACGAACAGCUCAAACAGUCUGCGUACCGUGAGGAGGAGUUGGGGGAGGAGGUGCAGACUCUGAGGGAGCAGAUGAUGUCGAAACGGACGUCGAUGCACGAACAUGUCAUCCACCUGGAGAUUCUCCGGGAAGAGAAAAACCAAAUCCAGGAGAAAUGCCAUGAGGUGGAGAAGCGGAUCGGGAUGCUGACCGAAGAGCGUGACGCCCUGGCCUGUAGUCUGGAGGAGUCCCACGACCGCAUCAUGAUGCUGGAGAGACAAAAGCAGGAGAAGGAUCAACAGCUCCACCAGCAGCAGCGGGAGGUGAUGGAGCUCCAGGAGGCCAACGCCCAGCUCCAGGCACAGGUGGAACAUUUGUCUCAGCAGAGUCAGUCCAGCUCCACCGGGCCCUCCAUGAACCUGUUCAGCGAGCUCACUGCCAUGUCGCCCGGCUUCGAGAAUUCCCUACACAGCGAGAUGCGGGAAGAUCACCCUCUCAACCCAUGGCACCGCAGCAUGUCGGCAGAGAUGCUGGAUGAAGACGACUAUGAGUGUGAUGAUGAUGACGACCAGUUCGAGAUGGCGAUGCUGGCCAACUCCACAAUAUCGAACGAGAGCAGCUUCCUAACAGAGUUCCAGGAGGCCACGGCCACCUCAUCCAGCAGAGAGGAGGAGACAGAGCUGCGCACCGAGGUGAUCGGGACGUACAAGCAGCUACAGAAGAUGCUGAGAGUCAUCAAGGGGGAGAGCACCUGUUCCAAUGACUCCUCAGAUGAGGAUGCUGGGGCCCACGGAGGACAGGCCGGCAAACUGGGCGACUGUCUACAUGAUCUACAGCAGCUGAUGCAGGACAUGAUGAGCAUGCAUAUGGACCAAAGUGACUACUCCUAUGGGGGAGCCACAGCGUCGGCGUCAGCGUCUAUGGUGUCAUCGCUAUCCAUGGACUGCAUGGAGAAGUCUAUCAGCGACCUUCACGUGGAGCUGAUGACGGCGCAGCGUGACCUGAACAAGGUGCAGCAGGAGUGUGCCACUCGAGAUGCGCAGCUCAUGCAGAAGAGUGCGGAGUUUGCUGCCAUGGCCCAGAAGUAUCACCCGGGGGCCAUGCUGGCUCACUGCUGCUUCCCUUGGAUGGCCAAGUUAAAGAUCAAACUGGCUCCGCUGAUGGUGUGUUACCUGCUGCAGGAGCAGCAGGACCGCCUGGUACAGCUGCAGCGUGAGCGGGACCAGCUGCAGGACUCCAUGAUGGGCGACAUCUCCAAGGACAACAUCCUGCAACAGACCAGGAAGGACCGAGACCUCGCCAUGGAGAAAGGACAUCAGCUGGAGGUGGAACUUGCCAAGUCCAAAAUGGAUCUAAUGACUCUCAACCAGCAGCUGGUGGGCGCCAUCAAGCAGAAGGUGACUCUCUCACAGGAGCUUGAUCAGUGGCAGAUCAUGUGGACGACUUCUACCUCAACGGACAUGGAGCAUCUCCUCCACUACCAGAAGAAGGAGACAGUGGAACAGUCGCAGAACGAGAAGGAAGCGGAGGCCGAAGAGGAUGAUGAUGAGCUAGAGGAAGAACAUAUGAAGAAAUCCACUUCUGCUAGCUCCUUCUUCGCUGGGAAGAAGUCAUGACAUCAUCGCUGUGUGGACUCCAGGUCCAUGGUGUGGCUGGAUGAUGAAGUGGUGUUUGUGUUACAGCCGGGGGAAGUACUUCAUCAGUAGGCAGCCAGUGGCGUUUGUGUUACCAUGGUUACACAUGGGGAAGUAUUUCAUCAGUAGACAGCCAGAAAGUGGAUGGUCAGCAAUCUGUGGUCAGCCAGAUGUCUUCAGUAGGGAGGUACAGGAUGUAUUUCCCUACUUCGUGGUUUACAUCAUCAGUAGUGUGGAAAGACCUUUGAACUUGUCAUCAGUGUCAUUAGUUGAUGUGAAGUUUGUCAUCAUUUAUUGGGAUCUCGUGUCUAUAGUAAUAUUAUCAUGAUUAUGGAGCUAGAUACCAUUCAGUAGUGGAUGUAUUUGUUAUGACACUUGUCUGUGACUCGUGUCAAGAUUUAGAUUACAGUUUCAUAUUCAGCAACAUUACAUCAGGUGUAUUUUCAUUACUAAAAAUAUGAGUGUAAAAGAGUCAACUUGGAUAUGAGCUCAAAUAUAUGAACUGCAUGAUAAUGUGAAUUGUAGGCAUCCCAGGGCUGCUCUUUGUGAGCAAGACAAGGACGGUGACUAUGACUUGACUAUCCAACCCUAUUACCAGCAGCGCUUGUGUAUGUGAGGAAUGUAAGCUUCAGUGUCUGCAAACAAACAUUCAGGUGUCCCAGGAAUAACUGUCAGUUCAGGGCAAUAUUACAUUGUAAUUCUGCACUGAUCUAGCCACUUAGUUUUGAAUAUGGUUUAUUAUGUAUACUGAAUUUAAAAUUUAAGGAAAUCAAAA